AGCGAAACUCCGAAUAAGCCCGCGAUCGGCCAAGCUUAUUUCGCAAUUCAUCAAAAGAUCCCACAUUCUAUAAGCAUGACUGCCGACGUUAUGGAGGAUGUGGUGGACCUUACUAGCGAGGAUAGUGAAAGAGAGGUUCGUGCGGAGGCGGUCAAAGCACGAGCCAAUGACUUCUAUAAAAAGGCGGAAUAUCGGGAAGCAGCGGACCUGUAUACAGAAGCCAUUGAUAUUCGACCAACAACUGGCAUGUACUACGCAAACCGAGCUGCGGCGCUGAUGAUGCUCCGCCGAUACAGUGAUGCAUUAAAGGAUUGCAAAAGGGCAAUCGAGUUGGAUAUUGAUAAUGUAAAGGCCUAUUUGAGGGCCUCAAAGUGUCAGUUACACCUCGGUCAAUUGGAAGACGCGGAUAGGAUGUUGCGACAGGUAAAGGUCCACAUCAAGGGCAAAUCACAUCUGCAGGAUAAUGCAGGAGCGGUAGAUCGAGAUCUGGCUAUAGUGGCCAAAAUAGGAUCGUUCAUGGCACAGGUGCACAAGCUGAUAGUCAGCAAACAACACAAGCAGGCGUUGACACAGCUGGAGAUGGCGAUGAUCACUUUAGAUCCAACUUUGAGAACCUCAUCUUCUUCAAGUUGCACCCGAUUAAGUGGGCUAGAUUUGGACACGAUGCCAAUGCGGUGGCGGCUACUCCGAGCUGAAUGUUUGAUUGAAUGUCGAGAUUUGGAAGGAGCUGCAAAGGUUACCACUGGUGUGCUAUCCGCGGACCCCACCAACGUGGAGGCAAUAACAAUUCGUGCCCGUGUGAUGUACUUGCAGGACACAAAGCCGGAAGCUAUCCCAAAGCUGUUAAUGCAGGCGCUAUCGUAUGACCCGGACAACAAGCGAGCCAAAGAGCUACUGAAAAAAGUCCGAAGACUGGACGGCAUGAAGAAUGAGGGUAAUGACGCCUUCAAAGCAGGGCGGUACCAGGAGGCUUUGGACGCCUAUGAACGCUGCCUGGAGGCGGAUGACGAACAAGGCGUCAUGAAGGUGAAAGUGCUUAGCAAUCGUGCAAUUGUUAGGAGCAGGUUAUCCCAGUACGAUUUGGCUGCCCGUGACUGCACGGUUGCGAUUGAGUUGUUAGAAAAACUGUCCUUUCCCGGCUCGGAAACAUCAGGAAUCUCACCUGGCGACCUCCGAAAUUCCUCAAAUUCAGCAUUAUUUAGCAAACUGUACCUUCGCCGUGCAGAUUGCUAUAUGAAGCUCGAAAAUUACGAGGAUGCGGUGCGUGAUUACACCAAUGCCGAGCAGCUGAAGCCGACAGACGGAGAUAUAGCGAGGGCUUUGAACACCGCUCGAAAUCUCCUACGACAGUCUAAGCGGAAGGAUUACUAUAAGAUCCUUGGGGUGGCCCGGAGUGCAAGUGAGGUAGAGGUGAAAAAGGCGUACAGGAAGUUGGCUCUCCAGUGCCACCCUGACAAGAGCGCUGGCCUAUCAGACGAGGAGAAAGCGAUCGCUGAGAGCAGGUUUAAGGAGAUCGGCGAGGCGUACACAGUUCUGUCGGAUCCACGUAAAAAGCACAUGUUUGAUUCGGGAAUGGACGUAGAUGGGGCCUCUGCGUCUGACGGAUAUUCGCCUUUUGGACACGGUGGGCCGCCCGACAUGGAUAUACUUUCGCAAUUGUUCGGUGGCGGCAUGGGUGGAAUGCCGCACGGGUUUGCUCAUGGAGGAUCACCCUUUGGUGGCGCUCAGUUCGGGGGAUCUCCUUUUGGAAUGGGCGGAAUGCCGGGUGGAAUGGGCCGCGGCGGUGGGCAGCGCAGAUCGGGACAUCAACAACAUUAUGCCUAUUUCUAAGUUCUAGUAUCUUGCCUGGUAAAGCACCUGUAGUCUAAUGUAUAGCUUGAGCCUAUUUUGAUGUCAACGAUGCAACCGUGACGGAUUCUUUCAUCAUAACAUGGAGGAGCUGAAGAUAGAGUUUGCAUCAUCCGCGCAGUCGCGAGAUGCGCAUGCAAUCAACGGAUCUGAUGUGAAUCGAUCAUUCGGUGUACUUUCCAGAAACACCAGCUCUGCAGUGCUCGUUCAAGGGCAGCGCGGGACCAGGGAGGCGUGAUGGACGAUAUCGGCAUUGCGCCAUGGUUGAUAUAUCUAUCCUUAAAAAUAUCGUCCAAAUAAUACUGAAGUAUCGUAGAAGCACAGCGAUUGAUUAUUCUAUCUACAC
Messenger RNA from Spizellomyces punctatus DAOM BR117, 2194 nucleotides. RefSeq lists its product as uncharacterized. The coding region runs from base 76 to 1830 and encodes 584 amino acids. Gene Ontology annotation, molecular function: protein binding. NCBI's taxonomy places the organism in Eukaryota, Fungi, Chytridiomycota, Chytridiomycetes, Spizellomycetales, Spizellomycetaceae. The transcript is spliced from 7 exons. The record is from RefSeq and is a predicted model, not a curated record.